AUGUUCAAGGAUCUAAGCCUCGUGGUCCUUGGCAUUGCAGCGUUGGUUCUUGGCAAGGAACCUGAGCUCCCACCAUGUCCGACCAACGUAGAAUAUUUCCCGCAAGACCUACCGAUGCAUUGCAGAAUGCCUCGCCACGCAAACUAUCCUACUUACCCUGAGAAUAUGUUGAGCGGUACAAUGCCACCUUUUCCACUUUCACCACCUUUUCCUCCAGUGUUUCCUCCCCCUGGACCAUAUUUUCCAGCAGGGAAGGAAGGAGCUCCUGUGCCAAUGCCUAUGUCUCUAGCAGUUCCAGGGCCAAUGUCUGCAAUGCCCGUAGUAGCACCAGGACCUGCCCAGAAACUACCCGUCAUAGUAAUGCCGUUCUAUUCGCCUGAUCGUUCCUACCAAAAAUCUCCUAGACAUCAUCCACCUAGAAGAAUAGUAGAAAUCCAAACAAGAAGACCUUUCUAUUCUGACACUGACAUUAGCAGUGACACGGGAACUGAUACCGACACAUCUUUUGAUACGUCCCAUGAUACGUCCUCAGAUGGUGGUGGUUGGUGGAAAGGAAAAGGUUGGAGACGAAACGGUAGAAGAUUUAACAAGCGACAUAAACCUCGAAGAAAGAAACAUACCAAAAAAGAUUUACUUACGCCGAUCCUACAAUACGUAACGAAGGAUGGGUACGUGAUAUUUGAGAAGACAAUAACAAAAAAUGAAGCAAAAGAUUGGUUGAAAGUAAAGAAAACAACUCUGAAUAAUGUUAAUAAAAAUGAAGAAAAUGAACCAGAUAGUAAUGAUGACGAAGACGCUGAUGAAGAACAGAAGGCUAAGAACAGCAAAGAAGGAGCCGUUGUGUUAACAACGCGUAUUCCUAAGAAGCAUGCUCAGCGAAAAGUUAAUAUUAUGAAAAAAAGCUAA
Achroia grisella is the source of this 906-nucleotide messenger RNA. RefSeq lists its product as uncharacterized. The transcript has a single exon. The record is from RefSeq and is a predicted model, not a curated record. NCBI's taxonomy places the organism in Eukaryota, Metazoa, Arthropoda, Insecta, Lepidoptera, Pyralidae. The coding region runs from base 1 to 906 and encodes 301 amino acids.